Messenger RNA from Zerene cesonia (dogface butterfly), 1456 nucleotides. Its product is annotated as glycerophosphodiester phosphodiesterase GDPD6-like. Gene Ontology annotation, biological process: lipid metabolic process. Gene Ontology annotation, cellular component: periplasmic space. Lineage: Eukaryota; Metazoa; Arthropoda; Insecta; Lepidoptera; Pieridae. The transcript has a single exon. Gene Ontology annotation, molecular function: glycerophosphodiester phosphodiesterase activity. The coding region runs from base 306 to 1415 and encodes 369 amino acids. The record is from RefSeq and is a predicted model, not a curated record.
CAAAUGUUUAUUGUUUAUUAUGAAUUUUAAGGUUAAUAGUGUUAAACUUACAUAGAUAACAUUAUUAUUUCUAUUAAAAACAUAUAAAAAUGUAAAUAUUAUUUAUGGAUUAUGCGAAAUUAUUUCUCAAUGUUGUCAUAGAUAGUAUUUUAAUGUUAGCCAUCGUCACAAUUUUAUCAAUUGUUGUCGUUAAAAAACUACUUAAAUAGGAUUAGGUGAUAAAGUAUCAUAUAAACUUCUCGUAAUAUUUAGCAUUAUACAUAUUGAUUAAUAGUAAUUAUACUUAAUCGAUAGUUACUGGACGCAUGAAAAUGAAUAUUUUGAAAAUUGUGUAUGCUUUGGGAUUCGUCUGUUUGGUUUGUGCGCUCCCUAACAAAGAACAAAAGAAACACAGACGAGGACCUGAUGACUGUGAACCAGUGGUUGUUGCUCAUCGUGGGGCAAGUGGAUAUGUUCCCGAACAUACCUUAGGAGCAUACGCCCUCUCAGUAACCAUGGGUGCAGAUUAUGUAGAACCCGACCUAGUUAUGACAAAAGAUGGACACCUUAUUGCUCGUCAUGAAAACCAAUUGGACAUUACCACCGAUGUCGCUCAGCGUCCUGAGUUUGCAGACCGGUACCGAACAAUUUCAAUUCUGCAAAGAGAAGUAUCUGGAUGGUUUUCAGAAGAUUUUACUCUUGCUGAAAUAAAAACUUUAAGAGCAGUUGAAAGUUUUCCGCUUAUUCGACCAGGCAAUACACGUAUGGAUGGAGCUUUUGAAAUACCAACAUUUCAAGAAAUCAUUGAUUUGGUCAAAGGACUAGAAGUAAGUGAGAAUCGCACUAUCGGAAUAUAUCCAGAAAUUAAAACAGGCAGUUACUUCAAAUUCAUUGGAUUGCCUAUGGAACAAGCAGUUGUAGAUGCGUUUCACAGGAACGGUUAUAUGGGACCUAGUGCUCCAGCUUAUAUACAAUCCUUUGAAAUAAAUAAUUUAAAAGAAUUAAAAACAAUGACAGACCUUCGGUUAUUACAAUUGAUUGGUCGCAGCCAAAAUCAGCCGCUUGACCAAACGAUAAUAGGGUCCAACAUAACGUACGGCGAUAUGACAACAGCAGCAGGGCUUAAAGAGAUAUCAAAAUAUGCACAAGCCGUGGGUCCGGAUAAAAGUCAUAUUAUUCCACGUGACUCUGAAAAUAGGCUUGGAACACCAACAACUUUUGUUGCAGACGCCCAUGCAGUUGGUCUUAAAGUACAUCCAUAUACUUUUCGAGCAGAAAAUGCGUAUUUACCAAAAGAAUUCAGAAGUGAAGACCCUUCUGACACUGCUUUUGGUAACUUCAAUGGAGAACUAGAAGCAUUUUUAGCGACAGGAAUCGAUGGUUUAUUUAUAGAUCAACCUGACUUUUUAGAGCGCUUGAGAAAACCAUGUGUGUAAUUUAUUUAUGUAAUUUAAUUUUAUAUAAGCAUUAAGCAUAU